Molecule: messenger RNA, 180 nt
Organism: Xyrichtys novacula (pearly razorfish)
Lineage: Eukaryota; Metazoa; Chordata; Actinopteri; Labriformes; Labridae
Source: the annotation of a GenBank genome assembly
AGCAAAGUGGGCAGAGCCGAUGAAGGAUAUGAGCUCAGGCAGAGGCAGAGAGAAGGACACAACCAGCAGAGGAGCCAGGCGUCCACAGCGAAGAGGAGGAUGGUGCUGCCGAAAGAGCCACCAAAACGACGAAAAUCACCCCAAAAUGCGACAGACACCGGGGCAGACGACGGGGGAUAG